AUGCCUCCACGUCACCGUCCCAAGCUAUCUCUCUGGGCUCGUUUUCGAACAUGGCUUCGCUACGCCCACUCACCCCUCCAACUACGCGGUAGUCUCGUCCGACUCAGCCAUCAGCACAAGUACCCAUUGCUCACGCUCCUGCGCAUGUUCAUCCCCUAUCCGUCCUGGUUCUUCCCAGUUCCCGGUCCAUUUUCUCCCCGCGCGCUUAUUGAAGAUACGAAGAAUAAGACGGGUAUAAUCACAUCUCAUUUUGGCGAUAUCCAUAAUCUCCGCGCUAUUCCUAUCUGGCGUAUGCGUGACACGCCCAUACGAUCGAUCUACCGGCUGUAUGAGCUCCACCUUGCUGAUCAUUACGCGAUGAUGGGAUGGGAGACGGAAUAUUUCUUUUAUCGGCGAGAUUGGAAGCUAGGAGAUAUACCAGACUCGAGAGAUCCUGACCCGCUUCGCUACGCAAUUGUCGCUUCUAUUGUUGAUGAAUUACACGAGGCGGUUAAUUGGAGACUGAGUCUUGGUCUACGGAGAAAUCGAGAGCAUGUUUAUCGCGAAGAAGAUGGAGACCCGUGGCCGCCCUUCACUCCGGAGAAACUGCCUGAUUGGACAAAGAAGGUCGCUCCUAUCGAUAAGGAUCUGCUAAGGCUGUCGGUGCCACCAGAAUCACUAGAUAUGGAGGGGAAUCUAGUGCUCGAAGCUAAUGGUAAAAGUCCCAAUUUUGCCCGACGCAAUAUUAUCACGAACACAGGUUGGCUCUAUACUAUCUAG
Messenger RNA from Penicillium mononematosum, 759 nucleotides. RefSeq lists its product as uncharacterized. The coding region runs from base 1 to 759 and encodes 252 amino acids. The record is from RefSeq and is a predicted model, not a curated record. The transcript has a single exon. Lineage: Eukaryota; Fungi; Ascomycota; Eurotiomycetes; Eurotiales; Aspergillaceae.